Rotaria sp. Silwood1 is the source of this 1233-nucleotide messenger RNA. The record is from the annotation of a GenBank genome assembly. NCBI's taxonomy places the organism in Eukaryota, Metazoa, Rotifera, Eurotatoria, Philodinida, Philodinidae.
AUGGCUAGUGAAACCAUAGAAAAUAUAACAACGCCACGAUUUAUUCCAUCAACACGCUUCAUCAUAGGUUUACUAGUCUCUUUUGCAUUUUUUAAUCAAUAUGCACAGCGACAAGCUCUACCUAUUGGAAUUGUAUGCAUGGUCAAUAGGACAAGCAACAAUAUUCAAGUUAAUUCGACACUAUAUAUGGCUCGUAUGGAGUAUAAUACUACAGUAAAGCCGUCAACCAAAGAUACAGCUCAAAUUUUUAAAGAGAAAAGAUUUCGUUGGAAUGAAUUCGAACAACAAAUGAUACUUGGUGCAUAUUGGGCAGGCUAUAUUUUAACACUCGUACCAGGUGGUUGGUUGUCAAUGAGUAUUGGUGCUAAGCAAGUAUUUGCUUAUUGUCUACUUACAAGUUCUCUGGCAACAUUGGCUCUAUCAACUAUUUAUACAAUGGCUGAAACUCAACUUUUGCUUAUAUUAAUCAUUGUCCUACGAAUAAUUGUUGGUCUUGGUCAUGGUGCUUUGUUUCCUGCUUCUUAUACAAUAUGGGCAUCAUGGGCAGUACCAAGUGAACGAGGUACAUUGACAUCUAUCAGUUUUUCUGGUACACAUGUCGGUACAUCUACAAUGAUGUUGAUUGGAGGAAUUUUUUGUCGUUAUUUGAAUUCAGGUUGGAUGUAUGUAUUCAUUUUGUCUGGUAUCUUCGGAUUAAUUUGGUUUCCAUUAUGGUUAUGGCUAGUAACAGAUUCACCAAGAGAACAUAAAAAAAUAAAUCAAAUUGAACGUGAUUAUAUAUGUAGUAUUAUUGGUAGAAAAGGAAAUACUAAAAGUGGACAACUCAUCCCAUUAUCCUCACUACCAUGGAAGAAAAUUGUUCGAUCAAAACCAGUCAUUGCUUUAUUCGUAACACAUUCAUGCUUUGGCUAUGGUUCUGGUUAUGUUGUCAAUUUUGCCGAUAUAGUACCUGCCUAUUCAAGUCUUCUCUUUGGUCUAUCGAUCACAUUCGGAUCUUUGGCUAGUUUGUCGGCAAACUUCUUGGCAGGUUUUAUAAUCAAACAACCUAUUCUUAGCGAUUGGCAAUACAUAUUUAUUAUUUUUAUAUUUGUUUACACUAUCGGUGGUCUCGUCUAUUUGGUGUUUGGUUCAGCUAUUCCACGAAAAUGGGCUCUAGUUGUACGUGAAGAGCACAACACUAACAAUGAAAAUGAAGCAUCCAUAGAUCCAUCGGAGAUAAUGCUCAAGACUUAA